Molecule: messenger RNA, 1191 nt
Organism: Rhinolophus ferrumequinum (greater horseshoe bat)
Lineage: Eukaryota; Metazoa; Chordata; Mammalia; Chiroptera; Rhinolophidae
Product: serine/threonine-protein kinase MARK2-like
Exons: 4
Coding region: 1-1191 (396 amino acids)
Biological process (GO): microtubule cytoskeleton organization; protein phosphorylation; intracellular signal transduction
Cellular component (GO): cytoplasm
Molecular function (GO): protein serine/threonine kinase activity; tau-protein kinase activity; ATP binding
Source: RefSeq, a predicted model, not a curated record
AUGGUCAAGAAAAAUGUUUUGGUAGAAAUGGGUUGUGACUUGUACCUUAAGCCCAGUUGGGUGGUGUCAGGGCUGGCUGGCCACUCUGCCGACCAGGAGCCCCAUCUUGGCCAUUACAAGCUCCUGAACACCAUCGGCCAGGGCCUCCAUGCCAAGGUGAAGUUGGGCCGGCACCUUCCGACCAGGACCCAGAUGGCUAUGGAAAUCAUCCAGAGGCGGGGCGUCAGCAGACAUCAGAGACCUAUCCUGCAGGAAGUUGGCUGCAUGGCAGGCUUGCGUCACCCAAACAUCGAGCAAUUACUCGAGGUGAUCAACACCGAAGAAUCAUUAUUCAUUCUUAUGGAGCAUGGGCCACAGAACGUGCUCUUCGAUGUUGAAAUGAUCGCUAAACUUCCAGACUUUUCAGUAAGUAUGCCAUUCAAUGGAAGCAAACUGAGCACGUUCUGUGGCAGCCCCGUUUAUUCAGCGCCAGAACUCUUCCAGGGAAAAGAAUACGACAGUCCUCCAGUGGACAUUUGGAGUCUGGGAGUGCUGCUGUACCACGUGGUCACUGGGACCAUCCCUUUUAUGGGAACGCACUUGAGGCAGCUAGUGAAGCAGAUACUGAAAGGGAACUACACAGUGCUUCUGGAUUUAACAAUCGAACUGCACAUCCCCCUCAGUAAAUUAAUAACCGUGAACCCCAAGGAGAGAAGCACUCUAACAGAGAUCAUGCCAGACCCGUGGCUGGACAAGGGCCACGUGGAGGAGCUCCCGCCUUUCACUGAGUCACCCAGUGAUGACCUAGACUCUGUGUGGCACAGGAUUUGGUCAACAUGGGCUUCGAGCGGCACGAGACCUUGGUCACUCCCCAAAUCAGGAGGCUCAGACAGAGAGGCAGCCAAACGAGCAGGAGUCAGGGCAGAAGGCCGAGGAGUCUGCAGGUCCUUCAGCCAGCCCGAGGUCCAGGAAGGCCACACCCGGAACCAGCCCGAGGUCCACGAAGGCCAGUCUCCAACCCAGCACAAAUUGGAGGAAGGUCAUGCCGCGACACAGCCCGCAGUUGAGGACCGCCACUUCCAGACCCAGUCCGAAGUUGAGAACUGCCACUGCCCGAGCCAGCCCAAAGUCAAGAACUGCCACUCCCAGAACCAGCUGGAAGGCCAGGACCGCCAACCUCCCACCCAACCCAGAGUCGAACGCCACCCCUAG